Podarcis lilfordi (Lilford's wall lizard) is the source of this 24869-nucleotide messenger RNA. Lineage: Eukaryota; Metazoa; Chordata; Lepidosauria; Squamata; Lacertidae. The record is from the annotation of a GenBank genome assembly.
ACAGCUUCUAUAAUGCAAAUCAUUUCUCCUCAAUUCCUUCAUUCAUUCAUUCGCUUGCUUGUUGGCAAGUGGGCAAGAACAAAUUCAACAGUUGUUAGCAGUGUCAAAGAGCUAUUCUUCCUCAAGAAAAUAGCUUUCUUGUGUAGGGCUUAGAGUGAGGCAUUUCUUUCUUUUUCUCAGCUAGCUUAAUAUCAAUCACAUAUUCUCUUCAUGUUUGCUCAAUAAUACAGCAAAACAAUUCACAUUUUUUUCUUGCUAUUUGCCAUUGGGAGAGUGCUUGAACUCACUUUGUGAGUCCUAUAGCAUCUUCAUCCAAUAUGCCAACGUUAGAUUCACAAUGCUAGGAACAAAACCGGGACAUCUGUAUACAGUGGUACCUCGGUUUACGAACUUAAUCCGUUCUGGAAGUCUGUUCUUAAACUGAGACACGCUUUCCCUAGUGAGGCCUCCCGCAGCCUGUGCACUUCCGCUGUUCUGGCUUCCAUUCUUAGACCGAGGUAAAGUUUGCAAACCGGGACACUACUUCUGGUUUUGCGGAGUUUGUAAACUGAAUCAUUUGUAAACAGGGCUGUUCUUAAACCGAGGUACCACUGUACUACAAUGGAACAUUUUUUCUGUUGUUGGUGUGAAUGGUUUUCAGCUUAUUUGAUUCUUGACAAUCGCCCAUUGUGUUUGUCAAGAGAAAGAGUGGCACCUUUGAAGGAACGCCCACUGAUCACAGUCACACCAAUUCUCCAGUAAACAAGACAAGCGGGGGGCCCUCCACCUGUUCUCCUCUUUUUUCUUCCUAAUGUAACCCUAAUGUCUCAACAAAUGAAACUGACCUAUGGAAAAUGUAACUUGAAAAAAGAGACAUUGCACAUACCUUUGUAAAUCAAGAAAACUUUAAUAUUAUUUAAAAAACAACAAGACAAGUGGGGUGGGGCUUUUACAGCACAUUCCCACACAUGCUUAUUCGGAAAUUAUUAUUAUUAUUAUUAUUAUUAUUAUUAUUAUUAUUUAUAUCCCACCCAUCUGGCUGGAUUUCCCCAGUCACUCUGGGCAGCUCCCAACAAAAUAUUAAUAGCACGGUAAAACAUCAAACAUUAAAAACUUCUCUAAACAGGGCUGCCAAAUGAGGCUUAUUCCCAAGAAAGUGGGAUAUCUAACGAUAUCUAGAAGGGUACUUGUGUUAAGGCUGCCACCGCACGUGAAAGACAAAUUUAUUAUGACAUCAGCGCUUGUGAAUUAAACGUCUGCUUCAUCCGAUGCAAUGGAGCAUAGUAAUCAAGUGUCAGAAACACACACACACACGUGUAGACGCUGGAGCUCGAUGAGAACGCGCAGCCUGAGGCGAUUCAAUCAGAGCUUAAACAAGCGCAGCGGGAGCUUCUCCGAGGGCGCGAAAAAUCCCCGGGGCUGCGGCUCGUUUUGAGGUGCGAAAGCGGCGCAGUCUCCGACUAGCUGCCGCUCCAGGAAGCCGGGGCGCCGUCGCUUUCUCGCCUCUCCCUUCCCGGCUGCCCUCGGGGACACAGGCAGGCUCCUCCCGCCGUCUGGCGCAGGCGAGCCGCUUUCGGAGAAGAGCAGAGCAGGCGCCGCCGCCGCCGUCGCUCGCGGCCUGGGGCUCCGCAGGUGGCUGGCGGGCGGGAGGAGCAGGAAGCGCGGCGGCAGCGGAGGGAUUAUUGGCGGAGGGGAGGCGCCCGGGCCGCGGCAGAAGCAGGCCGAGGGAGGAGGAUGGCGCGGUCGACGGGAGACUCGGAGCAGGUCCGCUACUGCGCGCGCUUCAACUACCUGUGCCUCAAGUUCACGCUCAUCACCUACUCCACGGUGUUUUGGGUGAGUGCGAGGGGCGGGCGGGCCGGACCUCCGUCAGGCGGCGGCAGCUCCCCUGUAGUAGGGUGUAGCCGCCGAGCUGGGGCAGCCAAGAAAGAAGGAAAGCGGAGCGACGAGCGAGGAGCUGCCAUGGGGGGGGGGGGGGAGAGAAGAAAUGCCCCUCCGUGCCCGCGCAGGGUUGCCCCAGGGAUGCCCUCCUGCUGCCUUUUGUGUUUUUUCUCACAGAACCGGGGCGACCUGUUAGCAACAGGUGUGGUGCGAUGUGGGUGAGGCUGCUGGAAAGAAGCACCAGGAAACGCGCCGGCCGGCCGCAGCGUUUGGGAAUGAGGGGGGUUUUGUUGUUGUUGUUCAGGGAGUCGCGCACAGAAACCACACACACACACAUGCCGCCUCCUCCUCCGAACACGCCGGGGCGGUCCGUCCAGUUGCAAAGGUUUCCAAUCCCACCCAGUGACGGGAAAGCAAACAGCUCGCUCGAUAAGCACGUGCUUUUAUUUAUUUAUUAUUUUGUUAGUGGGAGGCUAUUCCGUGGUUUAAAAUAACGCCGAUUUCAAAGUAUGUAACGGAGGAGACCCUUCAGGGGUGCGGUCAGAAUAGCUGUAGCUUGACUUGUGCGGUGAAUUUAGCUGUAGGCUUUUAACUUGGCAAACUAGUGCCCUGACUCAGUCGAGGAAGGAAAAAAAAGGCAUUAAAGUGCUUGUGACACCUGCUGCCUUUCUCUAAAGCGAUCAUAUGCUAGCAGUGGCUAUUAGAAAAGGCAGGGUCAUAUUUCCUUGUCAUCUCCUCCUGCCCUGAAAUUUUCUUCUGGUUCUGUCGAACCAUUAAUAAUAAAAUAAUUCAUUUUUGCAGUAAAAAUUGUUUAAAUAGAAAUAGUCUCUGAAAAUUGUACAUAUGCUUAAUUUUUUUGUGUUGUCACACACCUAUCAUUCUGCAACCAACAUUGCAAACACACAGGUUUGUUAAGAAGUGCAGAAGAAGAUAAAAACCAUGCAUUUAUGUGGCCUGCAUAGUUCUGAGUUCAAAGUCUCAAUUUUUGCUUGUGGCACACCCCACAUUAGUAGGGAGGCAAAUUUUAACCUAUAAGGAAAUAUUUAAUGAAUUAGUCACAUGGAUGAAUUGAUAAGAGCUUGCAGGUCUAAUUCAAACAGACCAUUUUGUUUACAAUUGCCACCAUUUCCUUCCCUUCCCUUUUCUCUCUUUACUGUGUUGAAUAUAGACUAAACACCUUGGGACAGGGAUCUGUGUGUGCUUGUUCCUUGUAAAACACUUAUUACACAGUAACAAUGUAAUAUGACUGACUGACGGAAUAAUAUUGCUCCCAAUAAGACUUAUUCCAGUAAAAACCCCAAGCUUUCAUGCUAUUUGAAAGACAGUUCAGCUGUCAUUUUGGAUUGUAUUCAUACUUAUACUGGAUUAAUUAACCAUUAACACAUGAGGAUCUGGACUGGACAUAAUGUUCCCUGUUACUAUGAAUAAUAGUUUAUGCGGAGUGUUAGAUACACACACACUUCUCUCUUCUUCUGCACUGGCUUUGGUCUGGAGAGCCUGGUUUGUUUAAACUAGAGUUCCCUGUUUAAAUGAAAUAAGAGACUGUGGCUUAAUGUUUGCUUACUAAUCAGUACAUUAUUCCAGGGCCAGGAAUUAACCUAAAGCUAAAGAUGAAAAGAGGGGCUUUAGUUUAAACAAACCAAGUUAUCUGCACUGAAGAGGACUUGCAAUGGGAGGGGCAAAAGAGAAGCAUAAAGUUUUGACACUUGUUCUUGGCUUCAUGGUUUAUGAAGCUAGGAAUAAUUAAGUCUGAACUGACUCUUACUUUGUUCAUUAUUGUAUCUUCAGAUCUGUGACUAUCGCUCAAUCAAUACACAACACCACUUAACAUGUAGCUCAGUUAACACACAAUGCCCAACCAUGAUUUUGUGGCUGGGAGUACAUUGCAAAUUUGCACGUGCUCUUAUUCCCUCCCCUCCUCCACUUCCUGAGGUUUUUCUAGUCACAUUGCUGUGAUGUCCAAAUUGGCACCUUAUGAUUUUGCUAACCUCUGAAUCAUGGUUUGCAAACCAUCUUCAACGUUUCAAAUUCUGUUUAACAUCAUGGCAAACUAUGGUUAGUAGAUGGAAAUAGAUGGAGGAGGGUAUUGGCCAAUUUUGGGUGAACAACCUAGUUCAGUUGUGGGUAACAUUUGUCCCUGCAGGUGUUGCUGCACUCCAACUCCCAUCAUGCUUGCCAUUGGAGUUCAACCACAUGUGGUAGCUCAGAGGUUAGCAACCCCUGAUCUUACCUCCUUUAAGUUGUGUUGUUGGGUUUCUUGCAAAAAAUGCUUGACUAAAUGCAUUUUGAUCUCUUAAGAAAAGAGUGCACAUUUUGAAUCGGUUAACACCCGUUUGUUGUGCUUUCAUUGUUUAGAGGACUUGCAUUCUGGAUAUGAACUCUUGCUUUGUAAAUAUGAAAUAUUUUGGUGGACCCCUGGGCUUCUUAAGAAAAGUAAAACAAGACUUGUCUUGUGGGUAUCGUUAGAGUCUUUCAUUGGGCAAUAAUGGCUGCCUCAACAGUGAGUAAGCUGAAUGAGAUGAAAGGUUAGGUAGCAGUUGCUCUGUCAAAAUAUUGUUCUGUUUCAUUGAAGUGAGUUGAAGAGGUUGUUGGGGUCAUGGAACUACUGUAAACUUAAGAGCCAGUUAAAAGUGUGAAUGUAGAGGCCUAAUAAUUGUGUUUGUGCAUGCAUUGUAGCUUUCUGUGUAUUAAUUAUAGGAAUCACUGCCGGAUAAUUCCAGUUUUCAUCAGCAUAAUUCUACCUACAUUGCGGGACGGAACUUACCAAUCUGUUUUAUUAAUAAUGCCAAAAAUCAUUUUAGAAAUAUUUUGGCUAUAUUUUUUGAUGACUCAAGUUUAGCUGGAACUGUUUGGAUCUUCAGAAGGUGUCUUAGAGGAUCCCGGGCUGAUAUCAUCUGAAGGAUUACUCACUUUCUUCACUCUAUUUAGGCAUCACAGCUAAUAGAUCCUCGACUGAAAUUCCACUGAAGGUUCAUGCUGUUCUUUAUCCUUAUGGGGAAAUUCCUUACUUUCGUGUGACGCUAGCUGAUUUCCUAUUUACAGUUCAAGUUAUCUGUAUUCCAGGCGGCAAGGAUGUAGGUCCCUAGUUCCCAGUUCCUUAUUAUUAGUUCCCAGUUCAACAGAGAGCUGCAUGAGCAGCCUAAAUGAGGAACUGAAUUUCAUAACAUCUUGGCACCCCAAAAUGAGAUUUGGGGCUACCUCAUACCUUACAUCUCCAUGACUGGGAGGCUGUUUCCUUCAAGAUACAGCAGAGACAUGUAGGGGUAUUUCCCUGAAUGUGCAAGUAUGGUACCUAAGUGUGGAUGGGGGCAGGGACAAAUGUUUGAACCCCUGAUGCUUCUCAGGAUGACGUGCAUGAGGCUUUUGAAGCAGGGCUUGUUUGUGCACCCUGCCUCCCAUCCACAGAUACAGCGUUUGCAUAUUCUGAGAAAUGCACAAACAUGCCUCCUUAUUCUCUCUGGUCAAAAGCUUUGCUUUUGCACAACACACGAUUCCACCCUGGUCAUUCAGUGUCACAGUGUCAAGACUUAUGUUCUAACCAGCUCACAUAUGCCCAGGAAGGCUGGCACUUCUUUGUAUAAUGAUGCACACAUUCCUAUUUAUGGAUGAAGGCUUCAACCAAAAGUCAGACUUUUCUAGAAAGAAGCGACUUAAGAACCUCAAAUGGAGAGGCCUCUCCCAGCCAAUACACUUUUGUCAUAAAAGAUUGGUGAGAGGAUCACUCCUUCUUUCUCAGUUUAUUUUAAACUGCCUUCUUUGGCAGUUUUUCUUCCUCAGAGGAAUUUUUAUUGAGGGAAAAGAGACCUUUUUAAAGCUAUGCUUAUUUUUAGCUUUGAUAAAUGCAAUGGUUUAUAUUUCUUAGAAGUAUAUUUUGGCACUGCUUUUUUAUAUAUAUAUAAAAAGGAUUUCCCCUUAGUUCUCCGGCUCUCUUGGUUAUUGAUGGGAGAAAUUUUGAAGCUGUGUGUUGAGAUAUGGGAGCUCUAAAAAUACAAUUCAGGAUUGGUCACUCGGGCCAUAUGGAGACAGGACCUUUCACCCCAGAGCUAAUAGCACUGUGGGGAAUAUUUCCACCAAGAUCAUGGUUGAGGGGAGGGAAGGCUUAAACAUCCCCAUGUGCUGCAGUCCUGACAAAUUUAGAUACUGUAUUAAUAUUUAUUAAAUCAAAAUCAAUUUGCAGUGGAUGAUCAUGUAGCAGGAUAAACUGAUUUUCUCUCUUCUAAAAUGUUGGAUAAGAAGGCUGCUGAAAAUAAGUAGACACACAGUUUUAAACAUUAUUUUCGUUAGCUUGAUUCAGGUAGAACAAGAACGGAAGAAAUAUUACCCUGGACCAAACCACUGCAUCUAAAUAGUCUUUAAACCUCUUUUGUUGACCAGCAGCAUUACACUUUCCAUUUUUAAGUUCAGAAUAGAGUACAGUGGUACCUCGGGUUAAGUACUUAAUUCAUUCCGAAGGUCCGUUCUUAACCUGAAACUGUUCUUAACCUGAAGCACCACUUUAGCUAAUGCGGCCUCCUGCUGCCGCCGUGCCGCCGGAGCACAAUUUCUGUUCUCAUCCUGAAGCAAAGUUCUUAACCCAAGGUACUAUUUCUGGGUUAGUGGAGUCUGUAACCUGAAGUGUAUGUAACCUGAAGCGUAUGUAACCCGAGGUACCACUGUAGUUGCUUUGGAAGAAAAUAAUCAGGCAUCCACACAACAUGACCAGUCGAACGAAGUUGAUGUUGAAGAAUCAUUGCUUAGACACUGGUGAUCUUUGCUUCUUCCAGUACACUGGCAUUAGUUCACCUGUCCCGGUUGAAAUGCAGAGUGUUUGAGGACUGGGACAUUCACAGGGAAACCAAAAUGCUUGUUUACAAAGCUAUUGUCCUACCAACCUUACUGUAUGCUUGGGUGUCCCUAUAAGGCCAUUAAGACCAGCGUGUAAGACUACCUUGUGCACCACUAUUAUCAGUAAAAACAAACAUUGAGUAUUGUGGCACUUUAAAGAUUAACACAAUUAUCCUUUUAAUAAAAUGAUAUUGUUUUAUUAGUAUGAAUCUUUUAUGAAAGUGGCACAAGACUCUUGGCUGAAGUGGACUUAACACGGUUAGUCUUCUGGAAAUGUUAUCGGUGGUAUCAGUUCGGCUACAGAACAGUUCAAUAAUGUUUUGGUUGUGACAUGGCCUGUUGGAAAUACAAUCUGCCCCUGAUUUAGGGACCAGACAAAAUAAUGCUGUGUGCUUGAUGCUUCCAGUUUGCUGUACCUGAUUUAAGGGUUUUUGGGUUUUUUAAAAAAAAAAAUCAAUUCCACCUUUCAAGAUUCCUGCUAGUUUGUACUUUUGUGAAAUAAGCAGUCAUUUGAUUUUCUCUUUUUAAUAAGUCAGUUUAAAAUACAGCCAUUGGUUUUGUUUGGAAAACAACAAUAACAAACACCUUUUCUCUUUCUUUCUGUUACAGUUGCUAGGAGGGUUUGUCUUAGCCGUUGGCAUUUAUGCAGAAGUUGAAAGACAGAAAUAUAAAACCCUUGAAAGUGCCUUUUUAGCUCCAGCCAUUCUUCUAAUACUCCUAGGUAUUAUAAUGUUCCUCGUUUCCUUCGUGGGUGUGUUGGCUUCCUUAAGGGACAACUUAUACCUUCUUCAAGCUGUAAGUACUUUUAUAUAAGUAGGAGUCUACUUGUAACCUGAACUUGAUGUUUAUAAAACUUAUUUUGAUCUCUAUUCUGUAAACAGCUUUAAGACAGCUUAGCUAAUAACUUCCUUCUUUGGAUAAAUGGCAGAGAGAAAGGAAAGUGCAAGAUGGAUUCUAAUAUAACCAGUGUAAACGAAGUUGGCAAAGGCAAACGCUUUACUUUAGUGGCACUUAAUCAUGGUUUUAGAGAAAAUGUGGGUGCAACUGAAAGAGCUUGCUUAAACAAAAGUAAGAUUUAUGUAAGAAAAAUGCAAUGUAAAUUCAGGCAUAUAAAAAGCUUUUAUAUUUAACAAAUAUUUAACGUGUUUAUAUAGCUUGAUGUUAAAAGCGGAGUCAGGAUAAAAUAUUUUCAUUCACAAAAUGUAUUUACUUAUUAUUUAAACUGAAGUCCAUUGAUUUACUGCCUCCAGGUUAGCAGAGCAGGUUUCUUUAACAGCAUGCAUGCUUGAACUUUGUCCAUCUACAUGGUGUUUUUUUAAUGUGUCAUAUUUUUAUAUAACGUAUUUAUUAAUGAAAAGAGCCCUUUGAUCUAAAGUUGCACCAUGAUUCCUUUUGGGGUAGAACCAGUGAUCGACAUUUUCACAUCAACAGUAAAACAGUCAAUAUGCCUGAAUUUACAACAGUAAAACAAUCAAUAUGCAAAUUAAAUUUAGAGCAAGGUUGAGAAUGAAAAGUAAACAGCAAGAAUUCAUUAACACUACAGUGGUACCUCGGGUUAAGAACUUAAUUCGUUCUGGAGGUCUGUUCUUAACCUGAAGCCUCCUGCUGCCGCCAUGCCGCUGCUGCACAAGUUCUGUUCUCAUCCUGAAGCAAAGUUAUUAACCCGAGGUAAUAUUUCUGGGUUAGCGGAGUCUGUAACCUGAAGCGUAUGUAACCUGAAGAGUAUGUAACCCAAGGUACCACUGUAUUGGCCUCUGGUGGGGUGUUCCUCUGCCAAUCUCAUGUAUGCAUGUGAAUUGAUGAUUACAAUAUUAGAACAGCCCACUCGUUCUGCAACACUCAGGUGUUUAUUAGAGUAAGCUGACCAAGGAGACGAAAUGCAAAGUAUAAAAUACAAAACCACAGACUCCAUGAAGCCAAUGAUUUUAAAAUGACAAGCUCAGAACUAAGAAUCAUAGCAGGCCUAUGAGACGUUACAACAUUUGGAAGUCUUGCCACCUGCUUAAUAAUAAACGUAUUGAUCCCCUCAAGAAAGAAACUGGGAAAGUUCUCUGAAGAUCAGUUAGGAAACAGUUUUGUAAGUGAAUAUAUUGUGUGCAAUCUUCUGAUAAAACAACAGAAAAAGAACUGACGAGAGACCCUUUUGACCUCUGAGAGGUCACACAGAAAGCUUCUGCCUAAAUGAAGGGAACUAAGUUUUGAAGUGAAACAUUAAGAUGGGCAAAUCAAAUAGCUGUUCUGUACUUUGGCGCCUAGCAACUAUGUGCUUGCAUGGUGCUGGCUGCAGUGGCCCCAUGCCACAAGUGUCUCCUUGAUGACCAAAUGUAACAGGGAGAAGGCCCCUCCCCUUUCUAUUUGCCAGAUUGCGAUGAUUUGUGUUUCCCUUCUAGUGAGUUGCCCUCACCAGCCAGUGCUGCAUGUUUCGAUUUCAGAGCCUUGUAAAUUUUUAAAGAAAAAUGGGAGAAGAAAGAAAAAUAACACCCCUCACAUUAACCACUCAGUAAACUUCACUAUAUUCAAAUGAUUGAACAGGUAUCCAAAAAAAAUGUAUUUUGUUUGUAAAAAAUAUGUUCAAAUGUAGCAAGGGCAUUAAGGUCUUUGGUCCAUUGCGUAAUAGAAUCUAAAACAUGAGUGCUGCACAGAACUCAAGAGAGGAGGAUGAAGGCGGCUUGGGGACCUGACCGUGGUGCCACAGGUCUGCCUUCAUCUCCUGUGCUGUGCUGCUGCUGCUGCCGCCUGCUGCUCAUCCUUAGUAGUUGAGAGGCAAGAUCACCCCCCCCCCCGAGGCACAUGGGUCUCUGCAGAGUAGCAGCGGUAAGUGCUCCAGUGGCACUGCCUCAUCUACAGCAGUUCUAAAAGUUGCUUAAUUUCACUGGAAGUCGUGAGUCAUGAUUUCAGUGCUGAAGAUUUUAGAUUUUGUAUGUUAAUGUAAUAUUUUUGAAAUUCUUUUGCAGUUCAUGUACAUCUUGGGUAUUUGUUUGCUCAUUGAAUUAAUUGGUGGAGUUAUGGCCUUAAUGUUCAGGAAUCAGGUAAGAAAACUGAAAUAUUCAAGAAAAUGCCUAGUUAAAAAAACUUAUCCCCAUUUGUUAUGGAAAAAUGGAACCAUUACUCUCUUGUCCCAAAGCAAAAUUACUGAUUACCCUAUUUUUCUGUCUAUAAGACGCCCCCAACUUUGGGGACUCCGAUUUAAGAAAAUGGGGGAAAUCUAUCCAUGUAUAAGACGCCCCCAAAUUUUGGACAUUAUUUUUAAGGGGGAAAACCUAGUAUUAUACACGGAAAAAUACGGUAUUAUGGAAGAGUCACAGAAGAUCAUGUAUUUGAGUGGCAAGAUUGGAACAAAAUCAGGGCUAUGCAAACACUACUGUAAUAAAUAAAUAAAAUUGCAUUCUGGCACUCCUGAUUCUGUGCCCUAAGCUACUACGUAACUUACAGAAAUCAUGCAAAUUUCCAUAAUUUCUCUUACUUUGUAUAAUUUAUUCUGCAAUAUUCACUCUUACCAGCUAUGCAAGCUCUUUUUAUCCUUCUGGCUUUUCAGCAGGUGUUUUCCACAGUUCAAAGUGUAUGUUUGUUACCUUAAAAGGCCAAAACUAUUACCAUUAAAAAAAAUGAAAUAUGAGAUUCUUAGGAAGUUAGAUUCAGUGCCUAAUACCGCAUUAUAUGUUCAGUAGACUGUGAGUUUAGUUUAUUUGUAUGUAUGUUGUUUUUCCGUAGUCAGCUGUGCCCAAAGCAACUCAUUAAGUUAUCAAAAAUACAACAUUUGGGGAAAAUCCAGUUUGUAACCAAAUAUCAAUGUCAGUGAAUUCAAGUAAGGCAAAAACUUUUCAACCAGAAUAGGAUAAAUUCAGUAUUACAAAGAAACAAUUAGACUUCAACAGUUAGACUUAAACAAUAUGUAUGAAUGAAGCUAAUAACACACUUCAAGUGCUGCUCUUACAGCACUCCAAGAGCCCACACUGGUCUAAAUACAUUUGAGAGGGGGUUGGGGGCUGCUCAUCACCAGAUGGUUCACAAUGGGCUCCCCUUUCUGUCUUCCAGAGGAGACUUUGACAGCAGCAAAAGGGAAGUUCCUGUUAAGGGCCAAUUGGUUGAAUUUUUCAGGCUAUAAAGACUCUUGUGUGUUACUGUAGUAGGAAAUGAAAGAAAGAAAGAAAGAAAGAAAGAAAGAAAGAAAGAAAGAAAGAUGGUCUUUCCUUCCAAAAAAGAAGGAAAUAUGUAUAUGAUGCCUUGCACUUCCUUCAGUAUUUUCAAAAGACACCCAUAAUUGAGUAUUGGCAAAAUAAACAUUAACAGAGGCUAAAAGCCUGGUAGCUAAUCAACUAAAAAUUCUGUAACUGGUUGGCAAUUCUAACAUUUUGUCAUAAACUGGGAAUAGCUUUGAGUGUUACCAGAAUAUAACUUCAUAGUGCUUUAAGAAGAUAAGGAUCGACAAGUUGUCUUUGGCAGCCCGCUACCCCUCUGAAGCUUCCAACCUGCCUGCUGGCCUUGCAUGUGUGCAGUAGCAUAAAUACGAUAGAAUGAGACAACUUGCCUCUGUGCAGCCUGGAUACGAGCACAAUAUAUAGGCAUCAAAUAUCACUCAAUACAUUAUUGCUUAGAUUAUGUUAUGUGAAGUUUCUUUUCAGUAUGGAGAAAUGCAAUAACAUUUUCAAGAUGUCAGAUUACCUUGUUCGGAGAUUUGCAAAUCAGGCAGCAUGGUACCACUGCAGCUUCACACAGGCUCUCUGCCUGUGGCCUAACACGAUACAGGACAUUUAGGCUGUAAUCCUGCACACACUCACCUGGGAGUAAGUCCCACUGAAGUCAGGAGGGCCUACUUUCUUCUUAGAAGACAUGUAUCACAUUGCUCCCAUGCCUUGGGAAAAGACUUCAAACACAGUAAAUUGGUGAAAAGGUUGUAUAUGUUAAAAUAUACCAAUCAGAAGAACUGUGGAAUAAUAGCCAAAUCAAACAAAUGUGAGCAGAGGAAGUUAGCUCAGGUGUUGGAGGGCAACCUCGCUUCUCACAUUCUGUGGCCCCCCAGCUAAAGAUUGGAAUAAACAUCCCUCCUUGCUAGGUGAAUCAUGAGCUGUAGAUGUGCCUCAAGCCCCAGUGUUCAGAAGCUUUCAUCCAGGCAUACAGCUCUAGUCCAGAGAGCACUCAGCAGCACCCCUAAAGCUUCUUGCUUUGGGUGAUAACUUGUGGUUGUUCCCUGUCUAAAAAUGCCUCAUGGUACCAGUCAACUGUUGUUUUAAUUUCCUUCAUCAGCCUGCACAGAAUGCUUCAGAGGAGAUCGGUUUCUGCUUGUUUGCGUCCACCCACUCGCACACAACAGCUUGAAAAUAGCUCUCGGCACUGGCAGAUGGACCCCAUUGACCCAGUGAGGGGCAGGAAUAUCAUAACUGAUUCUGGGGUGUGGAGUAUAGCUCCCCCCCAAAAAAAAAACACAAGAGAAACUGAUUGACCACGUGGGAGAACCCAACUCGAGUCUCAAAGUGAGAGGGAUAGAGCAGACUUGUUAAUUGGACAGCAGGUUUUUUGCAAAGAGCCAGAGCAAUUCAUUCUGCGUAGUGAGAACUUGGAAUUUCAGCAGCAUCAUCCUUAAAAAUCCACAACUAUUUUUAACUUGCCUGAGCAUCAGUUCCUCAAGGCAUGGAUAAAGACUUGAGAGCCUGCCCAGGCAUAGAAAUUCCUACCCGCAGCACUGUAAUGUCCCUUCUUAACUUGUAAUAAUGAGGCAUACACUCAUUCUGGCUAGGCCCAAAGGGUGGAGAUGUAAAUUACUUCCUUCCCCCAAACUUCUCAUUUUUACAGGUAGGUUUUGGUCAGCCUGUUCCAAGCGCUAGUAAGCAAUUCUGAGCCAUUAGUGUUUUGGAGAAGCGUGGAGCUUGGUGUUUCCUCUUGCAGCACAAGCUGGCCUGACAAGCCUGUUUUGUCUCUAAAGUUGACGUACAAGUCCUCUGAUUUGCAAAGGCUUGUCUACCUUGAAUGUCUAACUCGGGGAAACCGAUCGCUUGCUAAUAAAAGUGAAAUGAAUAAAAGUUUGAGAUAAUAGGGACCCCCUCACACACAUAAUAAAUUUUCAGUUAUGAUGUUGUACCUUCAGAUGCCUUUCCUCAAAGUAGUAUUUCUGUAGUGUGAAUAUUGCAUUUUCCCACCAUUCAAACUGAAUAUUGUAUCUGUUUGAAAAAGAAUGGUGCACCAAUGGAGACAGGAUUCAGCCUGAGCAGACAGAGAUCUUGGGCCUCGCAAGUUGAUUUUUUUUUUGGAAGAACUUAGCCAUUACGGGAUGUAUCCUGCUAUUAGAAUGAUACUCAUGUGGGAGAUAGGUAUUUUCUGGUUUGUUUUAAAGAACCAUUUUAUAUUCCAGCAUUAGAUGUUGGGGACAACGGUGCUGAUUUGGGCCCCACACUGUGGGUGCCCAGCAUGACUUGCCCCCUGCCCACACUGUGACAUUAUGAUGCACGUGCCAUGACAUCAUGAUGCACACUGUGGUGUCAUGACAUCAUAGCACGGGGGAGGACACAAGCUCCAGCUGCACGGCAACUGGCCCCUCCUGCCAGAACUCUCUCUCUCUCUCUCCAACUCCACGCUCUCUCUUCCACCCCAUGCUUGAUCUCCCUGCUCUUUCUCCCACCCACCCUGCCUGAACUCUGUGCUCUCUUCCACCCCAACUCUACACUCUUUCACUCCCUAACUCAACACUCUCUCUUCCCCUCCUGCCCGAACUCCACACUCUCUCUCCCACCCCCCGUCUGAACUCAGCGCUCUUUCCAUGCGGUGUGGAGCCUGCGUGCCAGCUCCUGCAUUUUGCGGGUGCCCAGCCCCUAUAUGGGAAAUUUUCUGGGUGCUUGGGCACGCAGGACCCCAGGGAGAUAGUGCCUAUGAUAGGGGCGUAUGCAAUCUUCAAAAAUUUUUGUGUGUGUGGACAAAUUGGAGUAGAGGAGAGCUUGCUGGUAUCCACCACUUGUUGAAGGGAGAGAUUACAAUCUCCAGGUUGGAAUGGUAUAGUGGGAGAGUUUUUAUCUUCUAAAGCAGUAAAAAUAAAGAAAAAAAUCCAAAUGCUACAAAAUGGACAUUGGAAGGAUGUAUUAUUUGUUACUUAUGAUACAUCGCAGGCAUUGUCCAACAGUUAAUAACCAUAUUCACGCAGCAAUGUGAAUGAGAGGAAAAAUCACAUUUUCCCAUUGGCAAAAUACUCCCGUUGGUAUGCUGGGAAAAUGCAAAAAUCCUUUAACAAAGCCACUUUUUCAUUAAGUUAGUUCUGUGGCUCCUACAUAGUGGUCUAAGUAAGAUGUUUCACAUUUAUUGCAUGAAAACAACUAUUAAACCAUAAGCAAACAUUUGCAGGAGUAGGUUCUUGUUUUCCUACAAUUUUAUAUAUUGACGGGGGCUAAUACCAGACUAGUUCUUGCAUAUUGCUUAUUUUUAGGGCUGUCAAUCAGUUACACAUUCUUGACCCAUAAUCUGCCUUUGAUUCUUACAUUAAAUUGUAGAUAUUAUCAUCAUCUUUCUAAGAUACCAAAGGAAGUGUGAGAACUUACAGCAUGUUAAAAAUUUCUCUUUCAUUUCCUUUUCUAGCAGCUUAUCAGAACUAAGAGUCUAAAAAGCAUUACAAUCAUUCUCAGCCCCACUGCUGAAUAGACUUGUUAAAACUUGUUGCCGGUUAUAGAUGGUAUGAGUGCAUGCUUAUACUUUUUUCUUUUCAAAUUAUGUGUGCUUGAUCUUAUUUGGUUGUUUUUCCCUUUAGACAAUUGACUUUGUAAAUGAGAACAUCCGAAGAGGGAUUGUGAAUUACUACGAUGACUUGGACUUCAAAAACAUAAUGGAUUUUGUUCAAAAGGAGGUUGGUUUUUGGAUGUCAAAUUAAUCAAACAGUAGUAGGCUAUUCAUUGAUCCCAUGUGCUACAAUAUAGCAGUAGCUUCCAGCUAUUUGCUGUUCAGGUGGAUGUGUUGGGGUGCUCAGUGCUGGGGUGGCUUCCUUGCUGACAGUGGAACCCCCCCCCCCCACUGGUGGAGGCUGGCAGAGCUGGGCAGGGGCAUCUCUCCUCCAUUCAGACCCCUCCAUCAUGGUGAGCUGGGGGUUUGGAUGGCUCUGUUAAUUGCUUACAAUUUUUAUGAUUUAGUUUCCAUACAAACAUUUUUCAGGCACUAAGGUGUUUGUCGGAACUUGAAACCCUUGCUGAGGGAAAUAGGCCAUUGAGAGUUAGAAAUUGUUUUGAACCACGGCUGUGUCUUAUGCCAUAGCAUGCUUAAUUGACUCAUUGGUUUGUGUUGAAAUACUUACUGGGUUGCUUUUGCCUUGAGCUACAGAGAUGUUAAAUGAAACGGAAAAGUUGGAUAUUUUUUAACAUACCGAGAACAGCAUGUGUAUAGAUAUAUAGAUAAAAACUCCCAACAUUUAAAAGACAACUUUGACUUUAUGGUGAAGAUUUUGGACACAAGCCAGAAGAGAGGUUCUUUUGGGCAAACUAAAUUGAAAUGAAGGGAGGUGUGCAUAAACAUAAAUGCUCAUUUCAAUGAGGCUUGCUCAGAAGACCAUUGUGGUGAAUUGUGUUCCUUAUAAGAUAUUUUUUAAAGGGGACAGCCUUCUUUUAAAAAAAGGUCAGGAACAAAUUGUUUUAGGCGUGUACUAAUUCAUAGCUUUCCAAGUCGCCCUUUUGUUAAAUGUAUACACAAAGUUUUAGAGUUCUCGUAAGUAUCUGGUUUAUCCUUGUUUAGGUCCCUUCCAAUGAGAUGUUUAGUUAAUGCAUUAAUGAUUGAUUAACAGUGUUUAGUUUUCUAGUUCUUGUUUUAUAAAUGAAAUUACAUUAGCUAUUCUCUUUUACUCUGUAAUGAUACUCAUAAAAUCUGGGACAAUUCUGUGGUGCAUAGUCUGAGAAAAUUUAGAUGCAGCAAAUGGAAGCUGAAGGUCACAAAUGAUGCAAAGGAAAGUUUAAUCAAUCAUUUUAUGAUGCUUAUUGUAAAUAGCGCAUCACAAUCCAAAUGUUUUUUGAGUUUGACCUUCAGGAGUGUAGUCGUCAGCAGAUCUCCGCUUUUGGCUGUGGCUGUUUUGCCUGAAGGAAGAUGCUACGUUCAAAAUGUAUGGGGAUUUCAUGAUAUUUUAGCCAUUAAAUUAAACACACACACACACAAAUAAAUUACACAGUAUUCAGAACUUUGGCUAGAUAGCUCCUGCCCUUUUUGUUCCUAUUUCAACCCUACACAUUCAUUGCUUUAGUGCUUUUUCUUUCCUUUUUUGCAGUCAGACUAGACAUCAUAUAGCAUAAAUUUAAAGCAAUAUAUUGGUCAGCCUUUCCCAACUUGGUGUCUUCUGGAUGUUUUGGACUAUUAACUUACAUCAGGUCCAGCCAGGGCACUGGGUUGGGAAGGCUCCCUUAUACCUAUAAUUUGGGGUUCUAAAGUGAAUAGGGAUUGCUUUGGAAUCUGGUAGGAUCAGGCCUUGAGACUUCCUCACAGAGUUCUUUACAGGCUCUUCCUGCCCCAGAAAAGAGCUGCAAACAAUAUACAUUUUGGUGGUUUUGUGUUCCAUAUGUUUAAAUUGGUGAUUUGUAAAUUAUGUUAGGCACCUCCACACAUGCUAAUAAUAAUAAUAAUAAUAAUAAUAAUAAUAAUAAUGAGAAAUUAGGACAUGAAGCCUCUAUAAUAAUCACAAGGUUUUAUUCUUACUGAUAAUAAGGUUCUAAAUUUCUGCAACAAGGAUUUGUCUUUGUGUAACACCUUUUUCCCCCCUCUUCAAAGUUCAAGUGCUGUGGUGGUGAAGAUUUUAAAGACUGGUCAGAAAACCAGUACCAUGACUGCAGUGCCCCAGGACCACUAGCUUGUGGAGUUCCUUACUCUUGUUGUGUCACAAACAAGGUAAAAGUUACUUAUUAUUCCAGAUUAAUUUUGCAGUUACCUGUUGGUUCCUCACAUUUCACCAAAUGAUUUUUUUUUCUAUGAAAGAAAAUCAGUCUGGCAAGCUAAAAUUGCCACCAAGAAUGGAGAUCUGUACACGGAAGGGUUCGUUAUGUGAUUCAUCUUGCUUGAUAUGAUCUGUGCACACUUAGACUAUGUGUAACAAAUGGUAAGCAAGUGUACAUUUUCCACACAAAAGCAGAUCACCCAGAAACAACCUUGGUAAGGAUAACAGGCUCUUUCAGUACAAUUUCCCAAAAGGAAAAGUUCUAGGAAUCCUUUUUAAAAUAAAUUGGUUUAUUUGUGUUGGUUUUCUACAGAUAUUUUAAGUACUGGAUUCCCCUCCCCCCCCCUAAUAUUUUUUGAAGCAAAUGAAGAAUUAUAUCCGUUUUCUUCUAGGCUGUUUGUGGAAUUAAAGAUUAAUUAUACCAUGUCACCUUUUCCUGACCAAUUAAAAAUAACCAUUAAGAAAUGUUUCCAAAGAAAGCCUAGUAAUAACAUCAUAUCAGUAUGAUAGAAUAAAAACCUCAACAACAUUUGGAUGAAUUAAAAAUUGACGCUCCAUUGAGAUUUUGUGACAGAGAGGGUGAUAAUAGAACGUUGUUUAGCAAAAUAUUUUUGCAUCUCUUUUUUCAUUAUUACCAAAUGAAACCAGUAAUGUUCCUAUAAAUAGUAUUGCCCUUUUUAGGUUAUAAGAGAACAUGUUACCACGUAUAUCACAGAACAGUCCUUGAAAUCUUGCAGCACCAUCUUGUUAACACUCAUUUAUCUGGAGGAUGCCACACUGGCAGUCUUUAAAAAAUAAAUCAAGAUGAAUAAAUCUUAGCCGCUUGACAUGUUUCCAAAACCAACUUGGCUUUUGCACUGGAAAUGUACAGAUGUGAGCAAUAAUUAGUCAUUUACUCUCUGGUCAUGGAAAAGUACUGUUAAUAUGUGAGGGCAGCGUCUCUAUCUUUGGACAAAUUUCAUGCAGUACAUAAGAUUCAGAUACUGAUACCCAGGUGUAAGUGGCUUCCUAUCACAGCCAAGCUUGGGGGCAGCCCACAAAUUUGCUUGCCAAGGAACUUUUUUGGGUCCAAGCGUGUUUAUGUUCUGCCAUCUCUGGCAUGGCACUGCUCAUAGAGCCUAGGAGGGGGUGCCUGGGCACAGUCUGCUCAAUUUCUCCUUCCACAGGCUAUCAGAGCUUGACAGGACUAACUCCCACCUGAUGGGAAGGCAGGAUUAGGAAUGACCUGACUCAGUCCAGUGGCCUCCUCCCACAUCUUAGCAGAACAGAGCCAAGGAUCUUAAAAUGAAAAGUUGGCAGCCCUAUGUGCUACUCCCAUAUCCUGUAAUUGCUUAGAGUGAUUCUGCAGACGGACUGACCCUGAUUAAAGAGCACACAGUCUUACCAUUGCCAGAAUGGCGGAGGCUGUUUUGCUGCCCUGCGAAUGAACAGGCAUAACUUUCCCUCCAACCCUCUUGCCUAGUUCUGCAGGUGUUCAGUGUGGUAGAUCCUGAAAGGAGGAGAUCUGCCUGUGGAAGAUCCUAGCUGGCUGGCAGCUUUGAUGUCCAAACUCUAGAGCAGUUUUAUGGCUUCCUUUGAAAUUUGUGAUUAUUAUUAUUUUUGCUUUAGGAGGCAAGUUAAAUAUACUUUAUACGUGUGUGUGUUUGUGUGUUGCCACUUUGAACAAACCCCCAAAGGGUGGCAACCCACUUGACUCAUGAAGGGAAAGACAAGAAUUGGUGGUACACAGUAUUCAGCUGUGUUCUGUGUACAUUUGCAGUACUUGUGGAAAUUGUACUGGCUGGGCAUGAGCUGGGCUCAGCUGCAGUUGAAGAACAGACACUUCUGUUUGCGUGGAACAUCUGUCACGACGCUCAGUCUCACGCCUGGAGGAUGCUUUAGAGCAGUGUCCCUAGGGCAGCACCAUCUUCAGAAAGAUGACAGCCACCAAGAGUCACUGCUGAAGGAAGCCUGUAUGUGGCAUCAUUCCCAGUGUUAGGACAUAGUACCUAGGAAGCCACCUUCUACUGAGUCAGGCCAUAUAUAUAUGUUCAUCUAGCUAAAUGCUGCCUGGCAAUGUUUCCAGGGUUUCUGACAGGAGUCUUUCCUCGCCCUUCCUGAAGAUCUUGGGGAUAAAGGCUGGGACCUUCUGGGACAAAGCACAAACUCCAUCACUGAGCUGCAAUCUUUGUUGCUGAGAAAGCACUUUCUCCACUGCCACUCCUGCCAUCAAGGAAGCAUCUGAAGCAGCCUAUUUUGUUGCCCUUAAAAUGCACCUCAUAUUUGCUACCUAUAAAACAAAAGGUGCUUUUUCUUCCACUAUGCUCAGUAACAUGCAAAUGUAACUGUUUGCACUCUGAAGUGGCUUGGCAAAGCUGGAGAUCUUAAAAAAAAAAUAAAACUACCUGUAACUUAAAUCAUGACUAGUUUUACAGUAUUCAAAGGUUUUCAACUUUGGCAUUGCCAGUUGGUUUAGAUGAUAGAAAAACAAUUUAACGAUUCCUGUCAUAGCUUCCGAUGACUUUCUCUCUUUAUCGGAGGUCCUUCAUCUUGCUUAUUGACCCUUUGCAGGUUUCUGGAGCAUCCCAGGACACACCUCACAAGUAGUCAGUGCAUUUAUGUGUUAUGUAUUGUGAAUAGUAACUAAGGGCACAAGGUGCUGGGAACUUCUCUGUAAGCCACACUGAAAUAUGCCUCACAUGUGACUAAUUUCUAUUCCGAUACCACCUUUUCAGUGGAAGAAGUGAAUUCCAUGCAAACUGUGUUUAGAGAGCUAAACUUGACAACUGCACACACACACACGUUUCGUUGCAAGUAUAGGCACUUGGAAAGUACAAUUGCUGUGCACAUAAAACUUCCUAUAGGAGAAUAUAGGAUGUUGCUCAGCAGAGAUGACUGGAAAUUAAUUGAACAGAAGCACAGAUUUGUUGUGUUCUAUUCUGUUUCCCCUUUGUAUUUUGGUUUAAACUAAUUCACAAACCAAGAACUGAUAUAUUGAACCAUAUAUUGCAGAUAUUGCUGCAAAAUUAUUGUGCUAUUUUUUUGACAUGAGAAGACUUGGCUUAUUUAUUUGUAUCAUUAAAUACCCAAAUGAUCCUUGUUUAUAAAACUCAAUAAUUUUUUUUAAAAAAAGCAGCAGCGGCACAAAUUUGUUCUUAAGUGAUUUCUUCAUUUGUGCAAGAGAUGUUCCCAGUGGACUUGGUCAACAGUAGCAGCAGUAUCGCGUGGAUAUCCUUGUUCAUGCCUGGUUUCAUAGUAAGGAGAGUUGUGAUUCGUAAGUGGCAUUCAUGGGCAAGAUUCAAGGCUCAAGUGCCUUAACAGCCCUCAAGGUUGGCCAUUCUUGUUCACAAGAGAAACUGUGGCCUUGUGAAACGUGAACACUGAAUAAAUUGGGAUAUUGUCAAGGGCUGGGUAACUGCAAACUGAAUUGUGAAGCUUGUUGUAAGUCUUUUAGCUUUUGAAAUUUGGGAGAUUGUAGUAGUAAUUGUGGCGGUAGGCAACUCAUUUGUGCCAACUUCACACUUUUAUGUGAAAGUACCUUCCAAAUAGCAUUGAAAAUACUUUCCACAAGAAGCGUAACAGGGGCUUUUAAUGCUUACAGUCACUGUUGUUUUCCAGUUUACUCACUGUACUGUUUCAGGCCUGGUAAAAUGAAGACAUCCAAAUAUAUACUGAUUAUUUCAUAGUUUGCAUUAUCCAAAAAUUGAAAAUAAGCUAUAUAAAUAUAUUCAUGUUGCACUAUACUCAUAUUGUGAAAUAUGUUUUUCCCCCAGACAGCAGUUAUCAAUACCAUGUGUGGAUAUAAAACUAUGAAUGAAGAGGUAGGAACAUAUAUUCCCCCCCCCCCAUAUACAGUUAGCUUUAAGCCAUUUGAAAUGAUCUACUGUUUGAGAGUACAACUUGCAGUCUUGUCUCUGCACCAUCAAGCAUUUCUGUUGCAGACCCAGAAAAGGAAAACUCUCCAUAUCUUAUUUGUUCCUGUGCUGUUUUUUAUGCCUUUGCAACCUACACAUGCCAAGAAGAGCAUGUGUAUGAUUUGUAAGGCUCCAGUUAUCUUCAUCACAAAUAGAUCUGUUUGUGGUCACACCACAAUCUGCUGUUUAAGGCUGAGGUACACAGAUCUACUUCUGAGUAAAUGCCCAAGCAACAGGGUUGUGUUUUUUUUUUUUUUUAAUAAACACAUUUUCUGUGAUUGUGGGUAAUUCUGCAGUGAGGUUACUGCUGACUUCAGUGGAACAAAACAUGGAUGCGGGGAGCAAGAUGAAUUGGCUGUUCUUUAGACCUAGCAUGUGAGUAACAGCUGGCACAGAAAUACCAGUCUGUUGUUGAAGUUUCUUGCAAUGCAAGAAAGCAUUUUAGGCGGAAUUAAAUGUUCUGCUAAGGCGGCUGUUGCAUUUGCAGUGUGCAUUUCUGCUUGCCAGAUGAAACCAUUCCCCUCUUUUCCUCCCCUGUUUUGGGGGUUCUCCUGACCCAAGCAACUCUGAGGUAGGGGUCACUCGGGGGACAGUGCCAUUGGGCUAGGGAGACUAGUUGUGUUGGCUCCCACUAGUGCCAACAACUGACUUAAACAGAGACCUAUGUCUCAGGUUGUUGGUCUGGUAAUGUUGGCCUGAAAAUAGGAAUGAAUUGCUUGCCAUCUCUCCCAUCCCUUUGCAGCUUAAGAUUGGGAUAAGAUGUAACCAAUGGAACUGGAAUGGCAGCUUGAACUCAAAAGUAAUUUAUUAAAAAAUAUGUACUCUUUCAAACAAGUCUCUAGGGAUCUCUCAGGGCACCUAACGUUAUAUAAAAAAUCAUUUUAAAAAUCCAAUUAAAUCAUAAUGCAACCAGUGUCAUCUUAUAAACAAAUCAUCGGCAGUAAACUGCCCUGGCUGGGGGGGCAGUCUCUUUUGAGAGGCGCUGCAGAAAAAUCCCUGCUCUUUGGCAUUAGUCUGGACUUUGACAAAGAGGGAAUUGGAAGCAACACCCACUCAGACGAUCUCAGUCCUAGUAUCUGGGGAGGCGCAGUAUAUGGAGUAGACAUUUUCAACCUGCCACGUAAAACCCACUGAGAUCCCAGCAGUAAACUGGGAAUUUCACUUUGUUGAAAUUCAAUGGGGCUGUUAGCAUUGAAUACAGGGCACAUAUUGUCUCAGUAGACAAAUCAGGCUGCUUACUUAAAAGUCUCUGUUGUUACUUUACAGCGCCUGAGUGUUCAACACGUGAUAUAUGUGAGAGGAUGCACAAGUGCUGUACUGAUUUGGUUUUUGGACAACUAUGCCAUCAUGGCUGGCAUUCUGCUUGGUAUAUUGCUGCCACAGGUAAGGCUGGCAAGACUCUAAAAGGAAAUAUUCAGGACAAGGCCUUGGCUCCUUCCUUCCUUGUUGGUUUGUGAGCCACAGUUUGCAGCUUUGAUGCGUGGCAUGGGGUCAGUUGUUUCCUAUAUGUGUUUUGGGCUGUCAGAGAAGGUGGCAAACUUCUCUGUUAUUCAUUGGUCAGUUUGCAGUAGAGCUGGACCCCUUUCAGUGUGGUCCGUAAAGACAAGCAGUAAGACCUGUGAAACUUAAGUGCUUGGGCAUAUAUUUAAAAGACAUACAUAUAUAUAUAUAUUAUAUAUAAAAUUAUAUUUUGCUCUUAGAACUUUUGAAAAUCCUUUAUGAAUGAUACCAUGGAAAACAUUUUUACAACUGACUAAAUUGCUUCAUGAACCAGAUUGGGCAAUCAGGCUGUCUGUUGACCAGCCUUGGUGUUAAUGAUUCUGAUGACUGCCUGGAUGAUUCCGAUGCUGCUGGUCUUGGAAAUACGUAGCCCUGGCAAGGAUAACUAAUAUAAAUGGUACGAUAUGUUGAAAGAUUGCAGUUGGCAAGGGUGAUCGUGUCCUGUUGAAUUAGCGUUUCCGAACAAAAUAUUUGUAGAAAUGGCAAACAUUGCACAUCAAACUAUAUAUGUUACACAAACAUUACCUCAUUUAAACAAAUUGGGAGGGAAAGGGUUUACAAGCCCUCCUGUUUUCCUCUCCUUUCUUACCAAAAUGCUAUUGCAUAUGUCCUCUGAGAAAGUAUAACUCCCAUGAGAUUUCGGGGCUUUUCCCCAUGGCAUGCUAGCAGCACGCCAGAGAGGGAAGGGAGAAAUCCAGGGGGAUUCCAGACUGCGAUUGAAUCCCACCUGAAAAUACUCAAACGAGUAAUUUGGGUUGUACAACUGCAGUUGAUUGGGAGGUUUUGUGCAACAAACUUGCUUCCCCCAGAACCAGACUUUUAAAGUGAUGAGAAGAUGCACUGGGAAGUAUAGAGUAAUGCUUGCUUUGGCAUGUCUUCUGGAAGCAACCCCAAUCUCUCUGCUUUCUCUUCUCGUGGCAUUUGUAGCACUACUCCCACUUCCUCUGUGCCAUCAAAGAAGUCUAAAUUAAAGAGGAGGGGAGGAGGGCUUAGGAGGAUUGUGAUCCUGGCACCAAUAAUGUUUUGAGGAUCGGAGUGGCUAGGAGGGAGGGAGAUUUCUCAAAGUAGCUUGGAAAAUGUCAGGCUGUUUUUGACCUUUUGGGAAAUGCCUUGGCUUCCUUCAAAGUUGUUCCAUUUUGGUUUGGGGAAGGCUUGCUCUUGUCUAAUCUUUGUCAAGAAUCUCAGUGAUUGACUUCCUGGGGGAUUAUAUUCAAGCAUCCAUCCUUUGGAUGCUGUAGCGAUUCAUUGCUGUCAAGUCUUGCUUUUCCGAAAACACUUUGUUUUUCUGUGUGAAAUUCCUUAGCUCAAGCAGCAAUAGUCUGAGAUCCAUUUCUCAUGUUUUUAGUACUUUGGGCACUGUGCAAAUCAUGUGUGAAGUGCACCAAAGUGCAAAUUUCAGCACAUUUAGAGUUAUGGGUCCACACCUGCCUUUUCUGAAGGUUUUUAAGAGGACAAGUGCCAAAUUUUAAUAUGCCUAGGUUAUCCACACUUGUUGCUAGGUGCACGUUAUAGAAGCAUAGUUGUUAUAGAAUCGGAAGGGACCUUGAGGGCCAUCUAGUCCAACCCCCUGCAGUGCAGGAAUCUCAACUUGUGUCCUUUGAUAUCUAUCUGAGUACAAACUUUAAAAUGAGAAUUGUUUCCCCCAAAUGAGCAGGAAUUGUAAACUGUUAGUGAAUGGUGCUAUUCUGAUCAUCCUCCUCACUUUAUUUUGCAGUUCCUUGGGGUUUUGCUGUCUUUGCUUUACAUCACCCGAGUAGAAGAUAUAAUUGCAGAACACAAGCUUAACGAGACUCUGCUUGAUGGAGGGAGACGGAAGGCGGACAUUGAAUUUACUAGCGCUGGGUGCUGUAUGUGUUAUCCUGAGUGAUCCCCAGGUAUUCCUUUAAGAAAGACAAAUGACUAACAUCCCUUUGCAUUGUGCCUUGACUGUAGUCAGAACUUAGUGAUUUGCAAACAAUAGUCCUUAGGAAACAAACCUCCCAAUUCUUUCCAGACCUUGAUUAAUUAUUUUUUUGCUCUGAGCGUUCUUUACGGUUUCACUGGCUUUGAGCUUGAAAUGUGUUGUCUCUUGUGGCAUCUAAAAAUCUAGCCAGUUUCCUGCUUUACGGUAAACAGUAUAGCUAAUCUGGGAGGGAAAUGGUUGUGAAAAUUAAUACAAUAAUUAUUGUAGCCAAACUGACUAUGUACAAGGGCUGUUUACGUUCCCUGUGCAAGGAUGUCGCUAAAAACAUAAAAUCAUCUUUACUUCUUUCUAUUUUUCUAGUCAUUUUCAGAACAUGGUAAGAUUACCAAUGCAGGGGGCACAAUCUCAAGUUCACUCUAAAAGGAUCUUUUGGUGACUUUCCCACCUCAGAACGAUGGUUAGCUUGAAGUAGCCAUUUCCUAAUUUUUUCCAAAGGAUAUUUGCUACUUUGUUUUUUAUUAGCUGACUGAAUUCAGGCUUUUUAAAAACUUGAAAGUUUCGUGUAGGUUCUUUUAAAGACUUGGGUCCUACCACUAGGCAGAUUUAUUCACGGCAACUGCAGAUCAUACUAUUUUGUGGGCAUGUUCAGUUUUGGGUGGAAGCCUGUGUAAGUAAUACUUACCUGUCCAAAUUGGAACGUUUAAAAUACUGUGCAAUCAUAUUUUGAUGCUGCUUCUUAUGGGUUAGGGAAAGCACUCUGGAGGCCUUGAUUAAUCUUUUGUGCCUUUCUACUAUAAACCACUAUCUGGCUUAAGUCAGAUAAUGGCAGCUUGCUUUGAUGCCAAUUUAAUUUCCUAAUUUAUAUAUUUUUGUAUGAUAUUUGGUAUCCCUGAUUAAUUUGAGUCCUGUAUGUAUUGUGAUGUACUGUAUUUUUCCUGCCUAUUGACUGGAAUUCUGGUGUGUACAGAGAUGCAAUUCUUUAUAUAGAAAAUAAAUUUAAUGAUUUUGU